Molecule: messenger RNA, 2518 nt
Organism: Sabethes cyaneus
Lineage: Eukaryota; Metazoa; Arthropoda; Insecta; Diptera; Culicidae
Product: dual specificity protein phosphatase 3
Exons: 5
Coding region: 633-1226 (197 amino acids)
Biological process (GO): protein dephosphorylation; negative regulation of MAPK cascade
Cellular component (GO): cytoplasm
Molecular function (GO): MAP kinase phosphatase activity; protein tyrosine/serine/threonine phosphatase activity
Source: RefSeq, a predicted model, not a curated record
GUUGAACUAAGAUUAUGCAGAGACUGGAUAGUGCUCAGUGCUGAGUGUUGUUUCUAGUAUCUAGCCGUUUUGUUAUUGCCGCUUCGUCGGUCUCUAGUUCUUGUUGUUGCUGCUAAUUUAAGAUAAUUCCGGAACUGUUUCAUCCUUUCAAGUGUUGGACUGAAUUUGCAAUGAAAGUGAUUGGUGGCAGAAAAUCUUGAAAAUAUGAAAGUGUGGAGCAAAAGUUUUCACUUUUGCGUCUUGUGACAGCUUUUUCCACUGUCGCGACCGGGGACAGAUGGGAAGUGCAUCCGGUUGUUUGAGUGUGAUGUGAGUGUUUGCAAUAAAACGUACGCUUCUUAGGUGUUCUCCCGUUUGCAGGAGUGUCGCCUUUUUACGAGCGUGUGCUGUUGCUGUGAGUAACAAUCAAACUUAUAGUGAUUUUAUAGGCUCAGGCUAGUGGACGAUGUCCGAGCAGUUGAAUAGUGAAAUUGAUUUAUGAACUUGCUUGAGGCACGCUUCUAGUAGUUUCGCUUCACCGGCGCAAAGGAUCAACAAACGUCGAAAAUACGCAGUUUUGACAUCGGAAUACAUCCCGUAGCAGACGGCGGCGCACGACGUACUAUCUCACCCACUAUCGCAAUAACGACAAGAUGGCAGAUCAGACCACCGGUCGGCAGCUGCAGCGGAUCCUGCACUAUUCGGUGACUCCCUGCCGGCCGCUGCUGGGCCUGCGACGUUCCGAAUGUGCAUUAUACGACGUUGACUGUGAUGAAGUUUACCCUAGGCUGUACAUCGGCGAUGCGGCAUCGGCGAGAAACAAGCAGUAUUUACGAUUGAUUGGAAUCACACACGUACUGAACACGGCCGAAGGAACGCGCUUCGGUCAGGUGGACACCGGCCACAGCUACUAUCGGGACAUGUCCGGGGUUAGUUGCACUUUCAGGUACAUGGGCUUUCCGAUGGUUGAUCAACCGACAACGGACAUCAGUCGAUAUUUUUAUAUCGCUUCCAAGUUUAUCGAAAAUGGCAUCAACAGUGGAGGAAAAGUCCUGGUGCACUGCAUGAUGGGCAUGUCCCGGUCAGCGACUUGUGUGCUGGCGUACCUGAUGAUCGUCCGCAAGAUGUCGGCGGCCGAGGCGAUCCGAACGGUUCGCAUGCACCGUGACAUUCGACCGAACGAGGGUUUCCUGCAGCAGCUCGCCGAUCUGGACAACGAGCUGAAGCGGGACCGAUUGUACUAUUGACUCGAGUGUGGCCAACGGUUUCGAAAGAAAUAACGGUCCCGAACAAACUAAUCCCCAGUCCCAUGUCAUCGUCUCCGUUUCAUUCUCGUUUUAACAGUUUGUUGUCAUUAAUCACAACCUCCCACAUGCACCUAUCAUGCUGGUCUGGCUAGAAAAUUCAAACCACGGGAGGCCGAACUUCCCGCCAAGCGGUGCUUUUUUCUUCUUCUGAUUAUGAUAUGUGGCACAGUUUUUACAUGUCAGAAGGAGAUUGAGCUGACGUAUGAAAAAUAGCCCCGCAAGCGUCUCAGUUGAGAGCGAAAACCACGGAAUGAUCUCAGCUUCAUUUAUCAUUUAUCCCAAACCCGGGUUUCAUAAUCCACAUAUUUCUGUACAUAUUGCUAAAACGAUUUGAUUGUUUUUACGUUGAAAUUUCUCUCACAUCUAAUGAAAAUAUGCAGAAAAAAAACUUGCAUCGUACAACAAAAGAACUUGCCAUAAAAAGGACUAGUCAUCAAAAGAACAGACAUAGUUUCCCCUCCCCCUCCCAAGAUGUGGUAGAGUUUUAUCGAUCAUAGCGCAGUCAUAAUACUGUAUGUAUGUCUGACUUGUUACAUAUGCUUUUCCCCAAACCCAAACCCUUAGCCUUCACACGUACGUACCAAUGACAAAUUUUGCCACAGUGUCGAACAAUCUGCGGAAAUAUUUUUUAACGAAAAACUCAACAUUCAAAUCUUCCUUCCUCGUAGCAGGAGAGGCUUAGCCGUUUACAAACCAGUAGAAAACAAAAGCACGGAAGGUUCGAAACUUUCCACCAAAGAAGUAGCUCUAAAAUAGUCACCACGUAGAACCAACCAACCAACCAACCAACUGACCUGACCAUGAAGGGAGCACAGAAUCAAACCAGUCUUUAAAAGGAUGUAUAUUUUUUCAUCGGAUGGACGAACCAAAGGUUCACGUUUUGUCGUAUUUUUCGGUUGGAAACCAACACUCUAGACUUGAAUCAGAAAAAGCAUAGCCAACGCGCGCGCGGGACAGGUUUAAAAGCGACAUCCUUAUACAUACUCCUAGUACACGAACACAGGAACACACCAAAUAUUUAAUCAACUGUGAAAAAGUUUAACAACAACAGACGACAUACUUAAGUAAUGUUUCGAAUGAUAAACUGGUGUUGAACUAUAGAAGCAUUAAUAAGAGCAUAUAUACAUAUUGAGAGAAUAUAAAUAAUUUUAUUAAACAGUAUAAUAACUAUUACUAGUAACACAACUUACUCAAAUGGUUUACCAGAGCCUGAUGAUGAUAAAAAAAUUAUU